GAAGCCGGAAGUGCAAGUCGUUGCUACUGCCACUGCCACCGCAAUGCAGAGGGAGGAAAAGCAGCUUGAGGCAUCAUUAGAUGCACUGCUGAGUCAAGCAGCUGAUCUGAAGAACUCACUGGGAAGUUUCAUUUAUAAGCUGGAGAACGAGUAUGACCGGCUGACCUGGCCUUCGGUCCUAGACAGCUUUGCCUUGCUCUCUGGACAGCUGAACACCCUGAACAAGGUCUUGAAGCAUGAAAAGACACCACUGUUCCGUAACCAGGUCAUCAUCCCUCUGGUGUUGUCCCCAGACCGAGAUGAAGAUCUCAUGCGGCAGACUGAGGGACGGGUACCUGUUUUCAGCCACGAGGUAGUGCCUGACCAUUUAAGAACCAAGCCUGACCCUGAAGUUGAAGAGCAGGAAAAGCAACUGACGACAGAUGCUGCUCGAAUUGGUGCUGAUGCAGCCCAGAAGCAGAUCCAGAGCUUGAAUAAAAUGUGUUCAAACCUUCUGGAGAAAAUCAGCAAAGAGGAACGAGAAUCAGAGAGUGGAGGUCUCCGGCAGAACAAGCAGACGUUUAACCCUGCAGACACCAAUGCCUUGGUGGCAGCUGUUGCCUUUGGGAAAGGGCUGUCUAACUGGAGACCCUCAGGUAGCAGUGGUCCUGGUCAGCCAGGCCAGCCAGGAGCUGGGACAAUCCUUGCAGGAGCCUCAGGAUUGCAGCAGGUGCAGAUGACAGGAGCUUCAAACCAGCAGCAGUCAAUGCUCAGUGGAGUACAGAUGGCCCAAGCAGGUCAGCCAGGGAAAAUGCCAAGUGGAAUAAAAACCAACAUCAAGUCAGCUUCAAUGCAUCCCUACCAGCGGUGAGUGUGGCUGGAAACUUCCAAUCCCAGGUGAUCUUUACAGAGCUGGGCAGUGAGAUUACCUUUUGCCCAGUGCUGAUGAAAUGGGUACAAUAAAAGAACAUGGGCUUUUGGCAACAGACAAACCCCAGCACUGACUAGCUGUUUGACCUUGGGCAAGUGACCUAAUUUUUCUGAACUGGUUUCUUCAUCUGUGAAGUGGGGAUGGUAACACCUACUUCAGGAUUGUUGUGAAGAUUAAAGUGAGAAAAUGAAUGUAAAACACUUAGUACAGUACAUGAAAUAAUGAAUAUUCAAUAAAUGAUAGUUUCUGCAAUCACUUCUCUCCAUGGUCCUCCACAAUCCUUGAUCCAGGACUUUUGUGAUCUGAUACUGCUUUAUGUCAGGGUGAGCUGAUGGACACAAGAUC
This is a messenger RNA of Orycteropus afer afer, 1255 nucleotides long. The record is from RefSeq and is a predicted model, not a curated record. Lineage: Eukaryota; Metazoa; Chordata; Mammalia; Tubulidentata; Orycteropodidae.